This is a messenger RNA of Penicillium antarcticum, 789 nucleotides long. RefSeq names its product putative G-patch domain protein. Gene Ontology annotation, molecular function: nucleic acid binding. The coding region runs from base 1 to 789 and encodes 262 amino acids. Lineage: Eukaryota; Fungi; Ascomycota; Eurotiomycetes; Eurotiales; Aspergillaceae. The transcript has a single exon. The record is from RefSeq and is a predicted model, not a curated record.
AUGGAAGAGAUAGAUGAAGAGGACUAUGUGCUCCUUCCAGAGCAGCAGCGCCCAUUCACCUCCGGCGUCCGUCGCAAACGCGUGAAGUUCGUCCGCUCCUCCGAUCUGGAUACCACCACCACUCCAGCUUCCUCUACAACCUCCGGAGCAAGCAUAGCAGACACAUAUCUUUCUAUUGUGAUGAAACAGUCAAAAUCAAAGACAUCACCAAGUACACCAACACCAAGGGAACAACCACCCUCUCCGCGCACAACACACUCCGCGCCACCACCCACCGAAGCAGCAUUCCCUCCACCAGCAGAAGAAACAAAAGCAAGACCAGAAGCAGAGCAAACAUCAAACCCAUACCCCGUCAAUAAUUGCGAAAUCUGCAACCUCCCUCUUACCAACCAAACAGACCAGCCCCACGAAGCAUCCCUAGCCCACCAAGUCUGCCUAACACACUCCCACCCUCCCUCCCACCUUGACCGGACCCGCCAAGGCAUGCGCUACCUUUCAACAUACGGCUGGGAUCCAGAUAGCAGACGCGGUCUAGGUGCACCCGGCCGGGAGGGGAUAAGGGAGCCCCUAAAACCUCGUCCGAAGAAUGAUACAGCUGGGUUGGGGACUGGGCUUGAUGCGGAUGGUGAUCCGUUGCCGCCUAGACUGCCGCCGCCGCCGAAAGUGCAGAAGAUGAAUGCUAAGCAGAGUGCUAAGAAGACUGCUGCGGAUCGGGCUCGUGGGGAGAGGAUGCGGAGGUUGCUUUUCUCUAAUGAUGAGGUUGUGAAGUAUCUUGGAGAGGAGGCGUGA